CCGUUGGAAUAUUCCCGAUAGGGUCCAUAGAAGACGAGAUAUUGACCUCCAAAGUUUGGGAUUUUUCAUUUUUCGGCUAUACCCCCCCGUAUCGAAUUUUUCACAAAAAUUUUUUUUUUUCGAAAUCGAACUAACUAUACCAGCGGCUUAUUCUCAUCACGUACAUUACGAAAAUACCGGGUUAUAACAAGAUUCGAGCUAAACUAAGGGAAUGAGAGCACUUUGAAUAUUCGGAAAAUGUCACUUUUCGACCUCGUUUUUGAGCCCAAAAAUGGGCCCUAAAAGUGCGAGAUCUCGGCUAAUAUGAGAGCUACGACCUUGCGGAUGGUCUCGUUGGAUUCAGAAGGACGAAACUAAGAUAAAACCGUUGGAAUUUUCCCAAUGGGGUCCAUAGAAGCUGAGAUAUCGAUCUCCAAAGUUUGGGAUUUUUCAUUUUUCGGGUAUACCCCCCCGUAUCGAAUUUUUUCACCAAAUUUUUUUUUUUUCGAAAUCGAACUAACUACUCCAGCGGCUUAUUCUCAUCACGUACAUUACGAAAAUACCGGGUUAUAACAAGAUUCGAGUAGAACUAAGGGAAAGAGAGCACUUUGAAUAUUCGGAAAAUGCCCCUUUUCGACCUCGUUUUUGAGCCCAAAAAUGGGCCCUAAAAAUGCGAGAUCUCGGCUAAUAUGAGAGCUACGACCUUGAGGAUGGUCUCGUUGGAUUCAGAAGGACGAAACUAAGACAAAACCGUUGGAAUUUUCCCGAUAAAACCAAUAGAAGCCGAGAUAUCGACCUCCAAAGUUUGGUAUUUUUCAUUUUUCGGCUAUACCCCCCCGUAUCAAUUUUUUUCAGCAAAAAAUUUUUUUUUCGAAAUCGAACAAACUAUACCAGCGGCUUAUUCUCAUCACGUACAUUACGAAAAUACCGGGUUAUACCAAGAUACGAGAAGAACUAAGGGAAUGAGAGCACUUUGAAUAUUCGGAAAAUGUCACUUUUUGACCUCGUUUUUGAACCCAAAAAUGGGCCCUAAAAAUGCGAGAUCUCGGCUAAUAUGAGAGCUACGACCUUGCGGAUGGUCUCGUUGGAUUCAGAAUGACGAAACUAAGAUAAAACCGUUGGAAUUUUCCCAAUGGGGUCCAUAGAAGCCGAGAUAUCCAUCUCCAAAGUUUGGGAUUUUUCAUUUUUCGGGUAUACCCCCCCGUAUCGAAUUUUUCCACCAAAAAAUUUUUUUUCGAAAUCGAACUAACUAUACCAACGUCUUCUUCUCAUCACGUACAUUAAGAAAAUAUCGGAUUAUAACAAGAUCCGAGUAGAACUAAGGGAAUGAGAGCACUUUGAAUAUUCGGAAAUUAUCACUUUUCAACCUCGUUUUUGAGCCCAAAAAUGGGCCCUAAAAAUGCGAGAUCUCAGCUAAUAUGAGAGCUACGAUCUUGAGGAUGGUCUCGUUGGAUUCAGAAGGACGAAACUAAGACAAAACCGUUGGAAUUUUCCCAAUAUGACCCAUAGAAGCCUAGAUAUCGACCUCCAAAGUUUGGGAUUUUCAAUUUUUCGGGUAUAGCACCAAAAAAUUUUUUUUUCGAAAUUGAACUAACUAUAACUAUACCAACGUCUUCUUCUCAUCACGUACCUUAAGAAAAUACCAGGUUAUACCAAGAUACGAGCAGAACUAAGGGAUUGAGAGCACUUUGAAAAUUUGGAAAAUUUGAAAUUAGAUGAAAAAUUUAUUUCGCCAUUAAUAUUCGCUUAAACUGUGUAAGGUUAGAUAGUGCAUAAAACGGGUACUAAUUUUUAGAGUACUACCCUGUAUAACUGAAACAAAUCAUGAAAACCUCAUAAUAAGUGUUAGUAAUUGACCUCCUAUAAUGUUAUAAUAAAAUGCCAUUUAAAAUUCAAUAAAAACGUUAUUUUUAGUAAUAAAUGGUAAGUCGUGCGUUCAACCGUUCAAUAAAUAUAAAAAACGUCACGGCUCAACUCAUUACCUUGCCAUCAAUAUUCAAUUAUUAUAUAUAUUGGUGCCGAAUAUCUUUGAUGUGCUUCUUAUCUAAUCUAUAAUUAACUUUUAAUUAUUUAUAUAAAUUCGAGUAUUUAUAGAAUCCAUUAUUUUCAGGAGUGACAUAUCUGAAGUACCGUUGCCAAAAUAGCAUAAAAAAAAAGUUACAGAUCCGUAUUAUUAGAUCGGGUAAAAAGCAGCAGAUGAGAUGAGGCUCGGGAAGGAUUUUAUAUUCAAUUCGACCAAACAACGGUUAGAUUCGACCUUGGCUUUGGCACGGCGUAGUCCAGUUCAAGGAUAAAAACCUGAUCAUGAUGAUGUAUGACAACAACACAGACCUGAAUAACUGAAUAAUAGUCGAUCAUACGCGGACGCUCCAUCAUAGAAAUAAACCAUCCAGUGUUGUUUAAUAACGAUUUGAAAGCGAGUUCGGUGUUGUGCCUGUGAUAAAGAGAUGGACCCUUUUAGAGAGUUUCUCGGUCCUACCAAUACCAGACAAGAGCGUCUCCUCGUGUUCUUUCGCAAUCAAAAAUUCGUCGACUGCAUAUUCCGGAUCGAAGAUAAAGAAAUCAAGGCGCACAAACUGGUUUUGGCCUGUUGCAGUCCCGUUUUCGAAAAAAUGCUCUUCGGAGACCUCGCUACCGACGAGGUCCACGUGGAGGAUGUCAAAAUCGAAGAAUUCACACAGAUGCUAGAAUACAUUUACACGGAGAGUAUUAGUUUUAGUUCAAUCUCAAAUGCCUGGUCAGUAUUUUACGUUGCUCAAAAAUAUUUCAUUAACGAUCUAGUUGAAAUAUGUUUAAAUUAUGUUAAGCAAAACGUUACGUUAAGCACGUUGGUUUUGAGUUUUGAAUACUCGGAGCUAUACAAUUUGAAUAAUAUGAAGGUGGCUUACAUGCGUGAUAUAAUUCAAGCUGUGGGAAGUGUUAUGGAGGGCGAUUAUCACAUGAAACCGUCCACGUUAAGAUCUAUAUUGAACGAGGAUCUUUUAAUAACAAAAAGUGAUCUCGUAUGCAAAAUUCUUAAUUGGGCUUUGGUUGAAUGUGAAUGCAGAGACCUCGCCGCUAAUCCAGAGACCCUGGUACAAAUUCUUAAACAGGAAAAUCUUUUAAAACAUAUUAACAAACGAUGGUUAUUCGAUGUAACUUGUGAAUAUUGUAACGAUACGUUGAUCAUGUGCGACUGCGUUGACGAUUGCAUUCAUAAAACCUUAAUGUACCUGAGCAGUGACUCUAUUUUAGAUGAGAAACAAGACUUAAUAGUUCAUAAUACCAAAGUUUUGCCAGCCAUUUGCAAAGUACGAAAAGUUUACAAAAUUGCUCGUAGAAUAGAUUUACAUAAUAACGAAGAGUUUAUUUCGGGUUUAUCGGCGAAUUGCGAUCUAGUUGUGACCGGUUUGUUUCUUUGCACUGAAAUGAACGGGACUUUCGAUGAUUAUUCUGAGGAAUAUAAGGGGCAAGUUAUUAUAAGGUUUUGUGAACUAGGCUCGGAUGAAAACAUCGUAAAACCUACAAUAUUGAACGGUUCGUUUCCAUACAACUCCGACAUGUUCAUACCGCUAAGAUAUCCGGUUACAAUGAAAUUAUAUAAUUUGUAUAACAUACGAAUCUCAUAUAAGAACUUUGGUAGUAAGGAGCGGUCUAGUAUUGUAUGCAGUUAUAUGAGUGAUGAAUUAGUAGAUUAUAAACGAAGCGGCCUGUUGGGAGAACCUCCGAAAUUGUUUUUCUAUGAUAUGUUUGGGACAAUUGUGAAAGGGGUUGCGUUUCUGCCCUUAUGACAGCUUACAAAAAUGUAUUUAGAUUUAUAGGUAUUUAUUCUUAUUUAUAAAUUAGUGGUGGAAACAAACUAAAUAAAAAAUGUGAUUUAUUAAAUAUAUGUGUGUAAAAUUA
Anthonomus grandis grandis is the source of this 3861-nucleotide messenger RNA. RefSeq lists its product as uncharacterized. The transcript is spliced from 2 exons. Bases 2427 to 3749 code for a protein of 440 amino acids. The record is from RefSeq and is a predicted model, not a curated record. Gene Ontology annotation, cellular component: P-body; cytosol. Lineage: Eukaryota; Metazoa; Arthropoda; Insecta; Coleoptera; Curculionidae. Gene Ontology annotation, biological process: neurogenesis. Gene Ontology annotation, molecular function: protein binding.